Messenger RNA from Chenopodium quinoa (quinoa), 1571 nucleotides. Its product is annotated as acetylornithine deacetylase-like. Gene Ontology annotation, molecular function: hydrolase activity. NCBI's taxonomy places the organism in Eukaryota, Viridiplantae, Streptophyta, Magnoliopsida, Caryophyllales, Amaranthaceae. The transcript is spliced from 10 exons. The coding region runs from base 119 to 1435 and encodes 438 amino acids. The record is from RefSeq and is a predicted model, not a curated record.
AUUACUCCUAUAAACGAUUUACUUGCGUUACAAAAACUCCUUUGCUUACAAAAAACACCCUCCAUUUUGCUUCCCUAAACCAGUCUUUCUCUUCCGUGCUCUCAUAGUCUCUUCUUCAAUGGCACCAUCAUCAGAAUUAGAUCAAACACUUGGAGAACUAAACAAAGAAUCAUUCGUCAAUCUCUUAACCAAAUUAAUUGGCGAAUCCAAAUACUUACAGAACAACCCACCUGAAUUAAUCCCAGAAGAAGACAGGGUUGUCAACCACUUACUUGAGAUUCUCUCUCCUCUUUCCACCACCACCGGAGGUGGGCCCCUCAUCAUCAACCAUGCAACUUACUACCCGAAAAGAGGAAACCUUAUUGUUGAGUAUCCGGGUACUGAACCCGGCAAAGUUGUCUCCUUUGUGGGUUGUCAUAUGGAUGUUGUCACUGCUAAUCCUUCUGAUUGGGACUUCGAUCCUUUCUCAUUGAGCAUCGAUGGUGAUAAACUUAGGGGUCGAGGGACUACAGACUGUUUGGGACAUGUUGCCUUGGUAGCUGCAUUGAUGAAGAAGCUAGGGGAGGCAAAACCAAAAUUAAAGUCUACUGUGGUUGCGGUCUUCAUAGCAAAUGAGGAGAACUCAGCUAUAACAGGCAUUGGUGUUGAUGCUCUUGGAAAGGAUGGAUUGCUUGAUAAGUUGAAGGGAGGUCCACUGUUUUGGAUAGACACAGCUGAUAAACAACCUUGCAUUGGUACUGGUGGAGUGAUACCAUGGAAAUUACAGGGUGUUGGAAAACUUUUUCACAGUGGCCUUGCACACAAGGCAGUAAAUGCUAUGGAAAUGACAAUGGAAGCACUUAAGGAGAUACAGUUACGAUUUUACAAAGAUUUUCCUCCACACCCUGAAGAGAAACGCUAUGGAUUUGCAACCCCAUCAACCAUGAAGCCCACUCAAUGGGUUUAUCCAGGAGGGGGUAUCAACCAGAUCCCUGGCGAGUGUACUAUUUCUGGUGAUGUCAGGUUAACUCCCUUUUACGAUGUUAAUGACUGUAUGAAAAUGCUUCAAGAAUAUGUCGAUGACAUAAAUUCUAACAUUGAGAAGCUAGAUACGAGAGGACCAGUUUCAAAAUAUGUGCUACCUGAUGAAAACAUAAGGGGAAGACUCACAAUAACUUUUGACGAGGCCAACAAUGGUGUGGCUUGUGAUCUUGAUUCUCGUGGUUUCCACGUCUUAUGCAAAGCUACUGAAGAAGUUGUUGGUCAUGUUAAGCCAUACUCCAUCACUGGAAGUUUGCCACUGAUUCGUGAUCUAAAAGAUGACGGAUUUGAUGUUCAAACAGCAGGAUAUGGUCUAAUGGCAACUUACCAUGCCAAGAAUGAAUACUGCCUUCUGUCGGACAUGUGCCAAGGCUACCGAGUCUUUGCUAGCGUUAUUGCACAACUAGAAGACUGACUUCCUGCGGAUUAUAUUUGCUCUGGAUUUUAAAAGUUUUCAUUAAUGCUCAAGACAUGGAUAUACAUUUACUGUUAAAUAACAGUCAUAAUAAUAAGUUCAUUUAUAAGAAUGGAUUGAGUUUAAUCAUGUAACA